GUCAACUCUUUUUCCGAUUCCUUCCCUAUCAUUAGGGUUUACGGCCAAAUCCAAGUUCUUGCACAGAUUCCAGUACCUUCCGAAAUUUAAUUCAUUUCUUUGUGGGCUAGCAGCGACGGCUUGGUAGCAGUGGUGGAGCUUAUCCGAUUUCUGCACCUCUCCAAUCGAGUCGCAAUGAAUAAUCAAGGCUUGAAUGGUAUCCAAGCCGAUCUGGAUCAGUUAGACCUAAAUGAUGAGGAGACUGGGAUCUCGUUCGGAUCGGAUGGGUCUCUAGUUCUGCAGGAGGUUCAAGACGAAUCAUUUACCUUGGUUGGAAGACUUUUGACGGAUAAACCAUACAAAUUUGAAGUGUUCAAACAGGUGAUGGCAUCUGUCUGGAGGCCGGCGUUGGGAAUGCAGAUUAAUCAGGGGGAGGAUGGCUUGAUUUGGUUCCGUUUCUUUCAUAGAAAAGACGUUGAGCGUAUUUUGUCUGAAGGACCGUGGGCCUUUGAUAAUGCAACGCUUCUUUGUUGUGCCCCUACUUCAGGCGAUGAGGUAAGGGCUUCGCACCUAAAUUGGCUGGAAGUAUGGGUUCAGGCACACGGUUUACCUUAUGGCUACAUGAGCAAUGCGGUACUAGAGGCGAUUGGUAACUUUUUAGGGGUCUUUGUGAAAUUGGAUGAGAAGAACGCUACUCACAUCCCGCAGAGCUUCCGAAGAAUCCGGGUGAGAAUUGAUGUGCGUCGCCCAUUGAAGAGGAAAAUGAAGUUGACUAAAAAGGAUAACACAGUCUCGUGGGUCCAAUUCAAGUAUGAAAGACUUGGAAAUUUUUGCUAUUUUUGUGGUAUCCUGGGGCAUCUGCAUAAGCAUUGUGCAGCGGCAGUAAAGUCGGACAUUCCAUUUGAGCUUUGGCCUUACAGUGAUGAACUUAGAGCUGGGCGUAAAAAAGUUGCUGAGAUAGGUGCACGGUGGUUGCGUGAUGACAAGGAAAGCUGGGGGGACCGAGCGGGGCAGAUUUCCUCGAGCGGCACUACCAUACAAAAUGGUGAAGAAAUUCAAGGCUUAACAGCCAGGCGGAAGAGAAGGGCUAACCAAGAAAUGAUCGUGGAGGUGAACGCUUCAGUGUCGGAGAAUACACAUAUGUUACCAACAGCGGGUCCUGGGUCCCAGGCCUGCCGAGACCAAUGAGUCUCCUAAGUUGGAACUGUCGCGGGUUGGGCAACCGCCGGACAGUGCAGGAACUGGUAGAUUUGGUAUCUACUUAAAGGCCCCACUUGGUCUUUCUCAUGGAGACUAAGUGUGCUAGGAAGAGAGUAGAGGAUGUCAAAACUAAAUUGGGAUUUGACUCUUUGUUUACAGUUGAUAGUUCUGGAAGAAGUGGCGGACUUGCUCUUUUCUGGAACAGAAAGAGCAAGGUAAGCUUGAUAUCGUACUCAAGGAAUCACAUCGAUGUCAACGUGCUGAACGAAGGGAAUAGGCCAUGGAGAUUUACCGGAUUUUAUGGUCAUCCCAAAUGGAGCCAACGGUUAGAUUCUUGGAACUUACUUAAGAGUUUGAAAAGAGGGUCCACCCUUCCAUGGAUGGUCAUGGGUGAUUUUAACGACAUAUGUGCUGCGAUGGAAAAGAAGGGAGGUAAUCCUAGACCUUCCUACUUUAUUGACGGUUUUAACGAAGCUUUAUCUUUUUGUGAGUUGAUGGAUCUUGGUAUGAGCGGCUAUCCCUUUACUUGGGAAUGGAGGAAAAAUACCCCAGAGUGGGUGGAGGAACGUCUUGAUAGAGCCGUUGCAAUAGAUGGAUGGAGAACGCUUUUUCCUAGCUUCUAUUUAUAUAAUAUUAUGACUACGUGGUCGGAUCAUUCGGCCCUUCUCCUCUCGUUCAACGGUGUCAUUGAGAGCACUAGGGCCAGUAGCUUCAGAUUUGAGAAUUGCUGGCUCAAAGAUGAAGGUUUCAAACAGGCGUUUGAGGAUGCCUGGAGCAGAUGGGCAGGGUCGCCUUUUCUUGACCGACUCAAUCAUUGCGGACAGGAGCUGAAACGUUGGGGAGGUGACAGAUUCCACAAGUUUGGGAAGAAGAUUGAUUCCUGUAAGAGGAAACUUGAGGCUAUGCGCGGUUGUAGAGACCCAGUUUCAAUUGUUUUGAGAAAGCAAGUUGAAAAAACCUUGUGUGAGACGUUGGAACAGGAGGACUGCUAUUGGAAACAACGGGCUAAACAGUUUUGGGUCUCCUGUGGUGAUCGAAACACGAAGUUUUUUCACAAUUAUGCUUCACAUCGGAAGAGGAAGAACCGCAUAUUACGACUUCGUGACGGUAUGGGAGGUUGGUGUGAAGGGAGGAGGCUGCUGCCCUUUGUUUAUAAUUACUUUGCGGUUUUUUUCAGGGAUAAUAAUAGGAGGAGAUGACACGACGCUAUGGACAUGUGGUGUGCAGAGGUGGACCAUGCACGUGUUCGGGAGGAUCAAAAUGCUGAGCUCCAACGCCCA
Cuscuta campestris is the source of this 2459-nucleotide messenger RNA. The record is from the annotation of a GenBank genome assembly. Lineage: Eukaryota; Viridiplantae; Streptophyta; Magnoliopsida; Solanales; Convolvulaceae.